Molecule: messenger RNA, 612 nt
Organism: Rotaria sordida
Lineage: Eukaryota; Metazoa; Rotifera; Eurotatoria; Philodinida; Philodinidae
Source: the annotation of a GenBank genome assembly
AUGUAUGCAGGACCAAGACCACCAUAUGUGCCUUAUGCUGCAUCUCGGCGUCGUGCCCACCGUAGAGGUUAUCCACGACCAAUAGGUCCUCGACCCGGAGGAGUUGCAGUCGUACCAGUUGGAGCAGGAGCUGGUGGAGCUGGUAUUCUCGCAGCCAUUCUUGGGCCUAUUGGUGGUCUUACUGGAUGUUUAUGCUGUCUGAAUACCAUCGGUAUUUGGGGUCUUUUCAUCACGGCUAUUCCAUUGACUGUCUUUAUCAGUCGAUGGCUCCGCGAUUAUAGAAAUCGUAAUGGCUUAAACGGUGCCAGCGAACUUCUUGCUCCUCAAUUGCUUCUUCUUGUAUUGCUCGUAUGUGCUAUAGCCGCUGCUCUCGGCCCAGUUGGUCUUCUUUCAGCAUGUGCCUGCUGUUUAAUUGUUGCUGCUAUUUGGGGCCUCUUUGCCACAAUGAUUGCCUUGGCUGUUUAUACGAGACGGUGGGCAAAUGCAGUAAGACAGGCCAACGGUUUAAUCAAUGAAGGUUUACAUUUGGUUAUUAGCCAAGCUCUGCUUAUUGGAAUUCUAUGCGUAUAUGGCUAUAUUGGACUCCGGCGAGCAUUGCGCUCUGCUGCUUAA